AUGAGCUUGAAGGUCGAAGAGCUGAAGCUCGUUGGCGAACGCCUGCACUACAAGCGCUUGACAGGUACUGGGCCGGAAGAGGGCUGGAUCAGCCUGAAGGUUAGUGGCAAGGAGCUAGUCGUCAGGAAAGACGAGGACGACACUCCCCCGGAAGACGUGGGUGGACCUGGAGACGCCGCAGGAGCUGUUGAGACUGAUGCCGCUCUCAAGAGCAAGCUUGAAGCUGACUCGAAGGCCAAGAAAGAUGAAGGGGCACUUCUGCUGUACUGCAUGAAGUACAAGGUCCUCGGCUUCCCCUUGGACAAGCCUAAGCUGCGAAUUCUGUGCUUCCACAAUGCUGGCAGUGCAGAGUCCAUCUACACAGGGCCUGGCACUCCUUUCAUCAGCUGGAUCAAGGAGAGCAAGCAGAUCGAGCUUCUGGCCUUCGACUACCCAGGGCGAGACAAGCUGCUGAAGGCCACGAAGCACACGAGCACGGAGACCCUCGCUCCGGAUCUGCUCGCCGUGGCCCACGAGAAGCUCACGGACGGCGUGCCUUACUUGGUCUGGGGCCACUCCGUCGGAACCUGGGUGGGCUUUGAGUUUUUGAUGCUCUGCCGAAAGGUGGGCAUUCCCAUGCCCCUGGCCGCCUUCUUCGUGACGUUCCCGGCCCCCCACUAUCCAGAAGCCAAGCGACCUUGGCGGCGAAAUGCCAGGUUGAGCGACUCGCAGUUUCAGGAGGAAGUCAAGGCCUGGGACAAGGAGCACUUCGGCGGGGCAGCCAAGGUUGUCUUCGAAGAGAGCUGGAAGGACACGUGGGAGCCGAUGAUGCGGGCCGACUUCAAGCUCUUCGACGAGUACAAGUUCCGCCAUGCGGGAGCCCCCAAGUUCGACUUCCCCCUCCACUGCUGGUGGUGCGAGGGUGAGCAUUUCAUCAAGCCCGAGAUGGUGCAGGCCUGGAAGGACUGGACCGCCGGGCCUUUCGACUACCAGGAGCUGAAGGGAGCGGGUCACCUCACGGCCUUCUACAAGCCGGACUUGAAGAAGGCGUAUUUCACAAAGGUCACGGAUCUCAUGAAGAACUAUGCCGGCUUACACCGAUGCCAUGCAUCUGGGCAUGCAGAUGGCGCUGCCAUGAAGGAUUUCGGCAGCAUCCGCCUUCUGGCAACAGGCGAACUGACAGGUCAGAGAUAUGGGGAGACACCAUACAAGUUGUACGAGUCCACCGAUGGGCUCACGAGAGAGCAGCGUGAGCAAGCUCCCUACUUCUUCGUGUGGCUCCACGGUAUGGACAACGGCCCCAUCGCGCCGAAGAACCUGCAAACGAUGCAAGCGAGACUCCAGCGCCGUGUGAUCUUCAUGGCUCCUCAAAGCCCGACCGCGAAGAACGAGCUCCGCUUCGACUGGGGCUGCUGUUACUACAAGACCCAGAACAAGAAUCAGCUAGGUUAUGUCUUUGGCUCGUUGCAUCAGGAGUUUCUUCGCGAUUUCUCACAGCAGAUCGGCUUUCUGGCCUCGUUGUUUCAAGCUGAGCGUACCCUGGUGAUGGGGUACAGCAUGGGCGGAUUCGGCGCUUUCCAAGUCGGGGGAUUCUCCCCAGCCACCUUCGACGCGGUGGUGUCCGUGGCGGGCUACGGCCUCGGGACCCUCGAGGAAGGUGAGGGGACACCUCAGCCAGAAGCACGAGAGCGCUUCGAGCAGUUCCUCGACCAGGUAGCCACGCGCUUGUCAGACGUGCCCGUCGUGCUGGCGCUGCACGCACAGAAAGAUGGCAUGUCAAGCUUCACUGAUGUUAGCGCAAUCAUCGACAAGGUGAAGGAGUCGAGCCAGCAGCAAGGAAAAAAUAACGUCGUUGAGUUGUACCAGGUUCCAGAUGGAAAAGCUGAUUCUGACAAGAAAGGAAAGAAGCAGCACCGAAGAGGUCACCACUACUUCAACUACACCCUCCUCGACGGAUCCAGUGAAGAUUUCUUCUGGGCUAAUCUGCGAAGGUUCCUGGCAAAAGCUGAACGCCGCGGCGAGCUUUCAACUGUCACUGUCCAAAGUCGGAGACUUCCCUGGAGUGGCCGAGGAGCUGGGGGUAUGCCCUCGUGUCCGAAAUGUGAGCCAGAGGCGGCUCAGGACGAGGAGAUCGAGCCAGAGUUUGAACUGGAGCCAGACGAGGAAGAGGAGCAGGCCGGGACCUGGACCAAGGAGGAGGAGGAAGAUCCUGAACAGAUUCCCAGAUGGAGCAAGCUUGAAGAUGACCCUGAGCAGGAGGAGACCGGCGAGCUUGAGGAGAUGCCGGAGGAGCAGCUCGAAGAGGACGCAUGGCCGGGAGCAGAAGGCCCUGAGGGCCAGUCCUGGAAAGCGGUCUCAAGAGGCGGCCGUCGUCGCGUUGCGCCCUACUGA
Messenger RNA from Symbiodinium necroappetens, 2370 nucleotides. The record is from the annotation of a GenBank genome assembly. NCBI's taxonomy places the organism in Eukaryota, Dinophyceae, Suessiales, Symbiodiniaceae.